Messenger RNA from Salvelinus namaycush (lake trout), 4422 nucleotides. Its product is annotated as calcium-binding and coiled-coil domain-containing protein 1-like. NCBI's taxonomy places the organism in Eukaryota, Metazoa, Chordata, Actinopteri, Salmoniformes, Salmonidae. The record is from RefSeq and is a predicted model, not a curated record.
GCGUGUGUUUUUGUUAUUGUUGUAGGUUAGUGGAACAGCUGAGAGCGAAGAGACAUCGUUGUGCAUCUUUAAAAAACGUUGAAUCGUUUUCUGACACGGAUGAACUUUGUCUGCCUUUAAUCUAAAUAGGGACGGCUCAAUUGGACAAUCUGCAGAGCAAACAGACCAGAAUAAGGUACUCACCAGUGUUAUUGUGUUGCCAUGGAGAAGGCUUGGAGGGUGGAGUUUAGGAACGUGGGUAGUAGCUACUUCCCUCAGAGCCGCGUGGAGUGCCACUACAGUAUCAGCUCACAACAUACCUGGGCCAGCCAUGACUGGGUCGGACUCUUCAAGGUGGGAUGGUUGUCAGUAAAGGACUACCACACCUUUGGUUGGGCCCUGGCCCCAGAAGGCUACCAGGAGGGCACAGAUGUCAACUGCUGUGUUAACUUCCAGGCCUCCUAUCUGCCCAAGUCCAGUUCCCAGCAGUACCAGUUUGUGUACGUCGAUGGGAAGGGAGAGGUGUGCUCUACCAGCUCCCAGUUUACCUUCAGCGCCCCUAAGCCUUUGGAGGACCUGGUCACCCUGGAGGAAGGAGCCCACGGAGAGGAGGGGGGGACCGACAUGCUUCUGGUCGUACCCAGGGCCGAGCUACUGCAGAGUCGCCUGCAAGAGUGUCUUCGGGAGCGAGCCGAGCUGCUCCAUGCACGGGAGGCAGCCGAGAGGAUGAAGGAGAGAGAGAGGGAGAAGUACAGGAGGGCAAGAGAGGCGUGGGACAGAGGGUGUGAGGAGCUGGAGAGGAACAUCGCGGACCUGAAGGAAGAGCUGCGAGAAAGCAGAGACAGGAUGGAAGAGAUGGAGAGGAGGCAGGAGGAGGUGGAGGCAUCAGGGGAGGCCUUGGCUCAAGAGAAGAGUUCCAUACUGACUAUGAAAGCAGCCAGCGAACAGCGAAUCAGAGAGCUGGAGGAUGACAUUAAAGCCCUGGCACUGAAGGCUUUGGAACGAGAGACUGAGCUGGAGCGGAUGAAGGAGAGGGCCAAGAAGCAAGCAGUUCAAAGGAGGGAGGAGGAGAAAGAGAGGAAAGUUCUGCAGCUCAAGCUGGAGCAGACCGAGGGGGAGCUGCGCAGUCUGUCUGCUGAGUUCCAGGGUCUGAGGAGCUCCCUGGCCCAGAGAGACACACACGCCCUACAGCUACGGGACACCAUCACCACCCUCACAUACAGGCUGAGUAUGGCACAGCGGAAAGAGGCGGAGAGCGAGGUCGCCCUGGCUGAGAUGCGGGGCCUGCGGGAGCGUCUGGGGGCCAGCGAGCGUUGUGCUGAGGGCCUGAAGGGAGAGCUGUGUGCCCUGGUGGCUCAGAGGGACCAGGGCCAGACAGAACUGCACCAGGCCAGGCUCCAGGCGGCACAGCUCACCCUGCAGCUAGCCGACGCCAGCCUGGCCCUGAGGGAGGGCAGAGCACACUGGGCCCUGGAGAGACAGAGCCUGCAGUGCAGCACUGAGAAGGCCAGAGAGCGUCUGGAGAAGCUAAAUGGAGAGACGCAGCGGAUAGAGAAGAAGCUUCAGGAGGAGAGGAUGGAGAGAGAGAAGGUGGAAGUGGAGCUGGGAAGAGAGAAGGACUGUAACCGGGUGCAGCUGGGUGAGACAUGCAGGGAGCUCCAGGAGCUGAAGGCCAGUCUGAGGGUGGCCCAGAAGGAGAAGGAACAGCUGCUGCUGGAGCAACAGGACCUGAUGGAGUACAUGGGUCAGGUGGAACAGAGGAGGGAGGCUUUGGCAGAGGCCACGUGGAGCGCUGCGGUGUUCGCCUCCACCAGCCUCCGUGACAGUCCUCUGUCUGACUCUGAGGAUGAGAACCCUGAGGCCCUGCAGCCCUCCCGCCAACACUCCAGGCAGCCCCCCCCCUCCUCCCGCCCCCUGGCCCACUACAGCCUGUGUGACCCCCAGGCCCAGCCUGACUCCCUGCUCCCCUCCACCCCCCCUUCCUCCCCCAGAGACAUGUCCCGGUCCCUGUCCCGAGGGGGCGUCGUCAUCAGCCAGCCCGCUCCCCUGUUGUUGCCCAGGCAGUCGGGCGGAGACACCCUAACACACAGCUCUGAGUCGGAGGAGGAGGGUAACACCGACCAGUGCGGAGGACACAGCUCUGGAGAGGAGACAGCCCUGCUGCUGCCUGAGACCACAGACACAGUCCUCAGUGACCUGGCUAAUACCUCUCAGUGGUAGAGAGCGGAGAUACAGGACCAAGUCAACAACAUCACUGUCAGUGUGUUCUUUACUUUUAAUUCAGUAUUCAGCGCACAAGCACACACACACACUACAACUCACCUCUCCUCUGACAAACGAUGUUAAUAUGCAAUUUGCUUCUACAUUUUCUAUGAACUUCUUCUUUGAUGUGUGACUUCUAGGCUGUUCUGCUGCACCUGUACAUAACAUGGUCCUAAGAAUGACAUAAUGCCUGUCAUAACAGGUCGUGACAGCUCAAAUCAUAGUUACGACCUCUCGUGUCCGUUCUAAAGCGUGAAACGUUUAACAUUUAAGUCUUAGUUAGAUGUUUAAUAGUUCAUGUUCCAUAGCAGGGUUAUUUCAGUUGCAGGAGGAGUGAUGUUGGGAGCUUUAUGACCGGUGUUAUGUCAUUUUUAUGAUGCCGUUAUUAUGAGGCAUCAUGACAGCCACUGUAAUUAAGAUAUUUUGAGUGAAUGUAUCUGUCUCCUUUUAAAGUCUAAGAGUUGAUUUGAACACUUCCGUCGGCGCGACAACUUGAAACACUUCCGACUACUGUAAUAAUAGUCAUUAAAACGUACUUAGACUUUGUUCGAAGAAUCAUUGUAAAGUACAGAUACAUAUAAUGUUUUUCCUCCUUAUAUUCAAACCUGAGAUGUUAUUAAAUAAGCAUUUUCUGUUAUUCAUUAUUAGACAUUUAAAUUCUUGCUUCAUUAGAGCUGUUGUAGUACUAGUUGAAAGGACACUCAAAGAUAGAGAUGCGUCCAACAUGGGGAAGAACUGUUGAAAACCCUUCUGAAAAGGGUGGAAGUUUGAGUUGAGUGGGAGGGCAGGUUGAAUGUUGACUGGAAGAGACAUUUCUGAAAGGUGGUUGCUACUAAUUAGGGCAAGAGGAAUGACAUUUUGAUGUUCUCUCAUGUUUUAUUGUUGCACAAUAUAUUUUACUUCCAAUAUUCUAUCCUCCGCAACAUAAAGCUUUUGCUCCUGCAUGCUGGUAGCUGUAGAGCCACUGCAAUACUUUCAUACAUGAUACCAGAUUUCAAUCGUAAAGCAGUGUGUUGUUUUAAAGCAAGAAUAAUAUGUCUUUAGAAGUCCCAGAAGAUCAUUAGUAAUGCACUAGAUUCACUGUACGUGGUAUACAGAAAGUAUCUGCUUCAGAGGGAAGAAGCCAUUCUAAAUUUGUACCUAAAAGAACAAAUUGGUAAACGAAGGAAUUUCAUCAUAACAUAAUCAAAUUUAUGGAUACUGACGUUGCAGUACUUGUUGGGGGUGUUGUUCUUAUAGCUCAUGGAAGACUGGCCUGGAAUAGAUUACUACUGGGUCAAUAAAUACAUUUUUCAUGAUUUUCUACCAAUACUCAGCUUGUGUUAUAUCAUAAUGAAAUUAUAUCCAGUUUUAGUUUAAGCUACAGAGUUGAUAUGUGUAAUAAGAAGAAAAUACUAAAGCUAGGGUUUAAAAGCUUGCUAAUGAAGAAUAAUGCGCCAGGGACAACUUUGCUUGGUCGACAUGUAAUUGGUUGCACUUGCACCUGUUAUUUUGCUACAGGAGAUGUUUUUGGGAACGAAACGUUGAUUUUCAUUUCACACAGUGAUGCUCGUCAUUAAUCCUGUCUAUGUUACGUCGUCUAUCAUCAUUAUCAUAAUCAUUACCACCGUGUGUUGUAUUUCCUCUUUUUUUCAUACUCAUUUCUUUUUCUUUCCCUGAUUUUCUGUCUGAAGGUCAAUUUAACUGUAUUAUCUAUCACGACUGUGUGGUAAGGUUUGAAGAGUUAGUCCAAAGGGUAGAGGUAUUGGUGCCACUAUAUAGGACAACAGUUUGUUCACACAUGGGUUGUAGCCAUAGUGAAAGUCUGUAACCUGUUGAGCUAUACCGGUAGUGUAGUUUAGUACUACAAAUCUGUUUGCUACCCUGGGUGGGUGAUUUUGACAUCCUGGUAUGUGCACCAAAAGUUCCGUAGCACUGAGAUCUAUGGUUUUGUAGUCGUCAUUCUAGAUUUCUGUGGGAAGUUCUAUGUCUAUGUCUACUGUGAGCUACGUGGGUGUAUAGUGUAACUUCUAUUCAGGACAGCUACCUACUCUCAUUGCAAUAAGGCUCCAGUGGUUUUCUGGUGUGUAUGUUUGUUUGUUGAGGUCAUCUUACUUAUAUAAAGUUGUUAUUGGUAAUACUAUAUACUGUCUGUUCGUGUGGGUGGGUUUCUGUAAUAAAAUAAACAUGUAUGUGUAUCAA